AUGGAUUACGUUAAGAAAGCAAUAUGGGGGCCGGAUCCCAAGGAUCAAAUGAGAAAGGUUAACCAGGUAUUAAGGAAGAAUAAAAGAGAGUUAGAUAGAUCACUUAAUCUGUUGACUCCGUUGAAGAAGAAGACUGAAAGUUUAGUAAAGAAGGCUGCUAAACUGGGAGACAUGAAAUCUGCCAAAGUAUAUGCCAAAGAAUUGGUUAACAUCCAAAAACAAUAUAACAAGUUGUAUACACUGCGUACACGAAUUGACUCUAUUAAUAUGGCAGUCAAUGAACAAUGGCAGAUGAAUAAAUUAACCAAAUCUUUAGCCACGUCAACUUCAGUGAUGAAAGAUGUUAAUCUGUUGGUUCAUAUUGGGGUUAUGACAAAUGCAGUUCAAGAAUUAUCCAAGGAAUUGAUGAAAGCUGGAAUUAUAAAUGAAAUGAUGGAUGAUAUGGUUGAUUUGGAGAUGGAUGAAGAAUUAGAAGAUGAAGCCAAUAUUGAAGUGGAUAAGAUAAUUGAAGAUUUAACGGCAGAUAAGUUAUCACUGAUUCAAAACUCUGAAACCCUUACAUCUUUGGAGCCAGAAGAACAAGAACAAGAACAAGCACAAGAACCCAUACAAAUGCAUCAUGAGAAUGAAGAAGACCAAGCAGCUCUUUAUGAGAUGACUGAACGGUUGAAGGCAUUGCAGGAAUGA
Messenger RNA from Lizanozyma spartinae, 687 nucleotides. It is a transcript of the gene VPS24, whose product is annotated as ESCRT-III subunit protein. Gene Ontology annotation, biological process: protein transport; endosome transport via multivesicular body sorting pathway; late endosome to vacuole transport. The coding region runs from base 1 to 687 and encodes 228 amino acids. NCBI's taxonomy places the organism in Eukaryota, Fungi, Ascomycota, Pichiomycetes, Serinales, Debaryomycetaceae. The record is from RefSeq and is a predicted model, not a curated record. Gene Ontology annotation, cellular component: ESCRT III complex; multivesicular body. The transcript is spliced from 2 exons.